This is a messenger RNA of Vicia faba (fava bean), 426 nucleotides long. The record is from the annotation of a GenBank genome assembly. NCBI's taxonomy places the organism in Eukaryota, Viridiplantae, Streptophyta, Magnoliopsida, Fabales, Fabaceae.
AUGUUUAGAUAUUUAAAGGGAAGAAAAACAUUAACUUUAAAUAAUUUAAAAGUUUACGUAUGCGUUCCGACGUCUAAACCAAAUCUGUUAGAACCCUUCUCAGUAAUCUCUUUCAUCAGCACCACCAUCUCUGUCUCUUGUUUUUAUUUUCAUCUCUGCCUUCAAAACGAAGUUUCCUUUCUUCUCUCUUCCUCAUCCAAAUCAAUCCCCUGCACUCACGCCCACAAUACCAUCUUUACCCCCACUCCAAAACAAAAACCAAAAACCAAUCAAACUAAAAUCACAUCACCCCAAAAACACACCUUCUUUUUCAUCUUCUCUAUAUUUUUUACAUUAACUAUUCAAUUUCAUUGCGCCACUGGUUUUAAUUUUCCGAAUUGGGAAACAAAAAUUAAAAUCGAGAAUUUCUCAAUCCAAAAUUCUUGA